This is a messenger RNA of Mucor velutinosus, 555 nucleotides long. RefSeq names its product Ribosome-interacting GTPase 2 (gene RBG2). Gene Ontology annotation, molecular function: methylated-DNA-[protein]-cysteine S-methyltransferase activity. Bases 1 to 555 code for a protein of 184 amino acids. Gene Ontology annotation, biological process: DNA repair. The transcript is spliced from 2 exons. The record is from RefSeq and is a predicted model, not a curated record. Lineage: Eukaryota; Fungi; Mucoromycota; Mucoromycetes; Mucorales; Mucoraceae.
AUGGCUCAACUACGCUCCCGUAACGCUAAAGCAAAGAAACCUGCUCAAUCCAAUAUCAAAAAGGCCGUUCAAAAAAAGUCUGCUAGCAAUAUGAAGUCCAUUGUUCAAACAUUUGUAGCGAAAGAUGAUGAUGUUAAAACUGUUAAGAAAUACCCCAAAUCUCAGUUGGAGAGAAGCGAGUUCAUCAAUAUCAAGACUGGAAAACGAGUAACUCCCUUUCAAUACAAGGUGUAUGACCUUGUAUUACAGAUUCCAGAGGGUCAAGUUACAUCUUACAAGGUACUAAGCGACACUCUGAAAUCAGCACCGCGAGCUGUAGGUCAAGCACUGCGCCAAAAUCCCUUUUGUCCGUUGCCAGUUCCCUGUCAUAGAGUCAUUGCAACAGAUUACAGCUUGGGGGGAUUUGGAGGUGGCUCAGGUGAUCAUCAGAACACAGCAGAUAAAAAGGCCAAAUUGGAGACAGAAGGAUGCGUGUUUGAAGACCACUAUAUGUAUGGCCACGAUAAGAAUGGAUCAAAGGAGUUUUUUAAAGACUUUGUCAUUGAAUUAAAUUAA